GUGUCAUGAUGCAAAAAUAUAUAAAUAUUCGACAAAUGCUUCGUGCAAUAGAUGAAGCAUUUGGAAACUAUGCUAGACCGUGUGAAAUAUAUAAAGUGCGGCUUUUGAGUAUUGGAAGGCGUGCAAGAGAAGUUCCUGAUCGACGGGAAUUCCAACGAUUAGAUCAACGUUUUGGAGAUGGGGAAUCAGUUUUGAAUUUUAUUAAUAAUUACAGGGAAGCUGGUCGACCGCGUGUGCAUUGGCGUGUGGAAGAACAAGUAAUUGCACUUGCAAGAUCAUACCCAGUAAUGAGUCUGCGUCAUAUUGCUCGUCGUGUCGGAAUCUCACAUAUGACAGUGCGUCAUAUAAUUCGUGAAGGUCUUCGACCAUUUAGAAUUCAAAGUGUUCAAGCACUCCAAAAUAAUGACUACAAUGUUCGAAAACGUUUUUGUCAAUUGAUGCUUCGAAAGUUGCACCGAAAUCCAAAUUUCCAAAAAAAUAUUAUUUUCACGGAUGAGAGUAGUUUUUCUAACCACGGUUUACAAAACAGACAAAAUGUUAGAAUAUGGAAUUAUCGAAACCCUCAUGCCAUGAUACAACAUUUCAAUCAAGGACGCUUUUCAGUCAAUGUGUGGGCAGGAAUAUUCAUCAGAAUGGAUCGGUUCUUUGGCUGAGAAGAAGAAAUAGAAGACGAACAUUUUUCAAGCAUAGAAGGUUAGGUUUGGAUUACGAAUGGGUUCAUUUGUCUCCUUACCGUAUGCAGCUACCACGGAGGGAAAGAAAUACGAUAGGAGAUUUGGCCUAUUUCCCGAUAGAUUAUGUUAGCGUUAAAGCUGUUACGCGAGUGUACAGGCGCGGGGAGAGGAUGCCGAAGAAAGCGUGGAGUGCACUACCUUCAGCAUGUGUUGACUUCCAGAGCGAACAAGCCGUAAUGUCGAGGACAGACCCACUUGGAUUUCAGCAAGAGGUUUCGCGUUUCGUUCUCACUUAGCAAGAGUGCAAGGAGAUACUUCGACGAUGUUUUCGAACCACUUUCGUUGCACUUGCUUUAUGGACCUUUCCGCGAUAACGUUUCGUGAAAAAUAAAAACGUUCUAAUAAUUGCCAAAGCGAACAAAAAAUUAUUCUUUAUUUAUUAUUCUAUUAUCAUAAGAAUGACUUCCGCAGUGAAUCGGUUUAUAAUGAGAAAGUGGAUUAUUUACUCAUACCUAAUACAAUGAUGGAGACUUAACUCAAUAAUUAUAAAUUUUGUAAAAAUUUUUGUUUCAAAUUUUUGGAUCGAGGUGCGUGCUGCACGACAGUGUUGAGUGGAUGACGAUAUGUGACGAAAUAUGACGAGAUAAGACAGGGAAUGACGAUACUGGACGAAAUAUGACGAAAUACGAAAAGGACAUGGCGAUAGGUCAUAAAAUAUUGUAUUAUUAUUGUGUGAAUUUUUAAAUUAUUGGUUCGAAUGUCGAGCGAAUGUUUAUGUUAUGUUAAUUAUUAAUUUUGUAAAAAGUUUUGUUGUAGAAAUUUUAUAUUUGCUGAGGAUUGUUUCCCAUUUGAAUAUUAAUUUUUCCUUACACAUUAGUGACUUUAAAAUAACUUUGAGAGUUAUUUUGAGUUAAUAACUACCACCUAAUAAAGUAAGA
Messenger RNA from Hylaeus volcanicus, 1612 nucleotides. RefSeq lists its product as uncharacterized. NCBI's taxonomy places the organism in Eukaryota, Metazoa, Arthropoda, Insecta, Hymenoptera, Colletidae. The record is from RefSeq and is a predicted model, not a curated record. The transcript has 3 exons. Bases 545 to 970 code for a protein of 141 amino acids.